ACGCCAGCGGGAUAGUUCCUCUACUAUCCACGCCACCAACUAUUACCUUCAGUAAUCAGGUGGCGAGCGAAGCGAGCCCGCGAGAGUACUUUUCGGGUACCCUGUUCGCCUGUAGCUCCUCCCCCUGGUGACGUGUCUCCUCCCCGAGGUACGUCAGAAGGUCCCUUCUCCCACUCCGAAAUAGAAUCAACUGAAAUACGAUGGACCGCACAACUCGGAAGUACGGUGGACGACUCUGCCCAAAGUACCUUGGAACGCACAAAUCGACCGUAUGAUGGAACGCAUAAUCCGGAAGUGUGAUGGAACGCAUAACCCGGAAGUAAGGUGUGCAACCUCUUGUGACCUCUUGUGAUGGAUGGAUGAGAGCAGACAGUGGCAGCUAGCGAGAAGAGGAGGAGUAUAUAGAGGAACACAGGGACCUGUACAAGGACGUGAUGAUGAAGAAUCACCUGACCCUCACAUCACUGGAUGGACCCAGUAACAGAGAUGCCCCAGAGAGAUGUCCUCGUCCUUAUUCACAGGACUGUACAACGGAGAAUCACAGGACCCCACAGAAGGAUCAGGGUGAUGACCUGACUAAUAUUAAGGUAGAAGAUACAGAAGAAGAGACAUAUGUGAGGGGUGAUCAGCAGUGUAAGGAGGAGGAAAUCCCUACAGAUAUCAUUACAGAUGGACCCAGGAACAGAGAUACCCCAGAGAGAUGUCCCCGUCCUCUUUAUUCCCAGGAUUGUACAGAGGAGAAUCACAGGACCCCACAGGAGGAUCAGGGUCAAGAUCUGACUCAUAUUAAGGUAAAGGUUAUGGAGGAAGAAGAAGAGACGUAUGUGAGGGGUUAUCAGCAGUGUAAGGAGGAGGAAAUCUCUACAGAUAUCAGCACAGAUGGACCCAGUAACAGAGAUAACCCAGAGAGAUAUUCCCAGGACUGUACAGAGGAGAAUCACAGGACCCCACAGAUUGAAAAUCUCACUGAUGUUAAGACAGAAAGUACUAAUGGAGAAGAGGAGACGUAUGUGAGGGGUGAUCAGCAGUGUAAGGAGGAGGAAAUCCCUACAGAUAUCAGCACAGGUGGACGCAGAAGCAAGAAUACCUCUAAGGAAAAUGUCAUUUUGUCUUCAGACUAUAAAAUAGAAGAUAACAUCACACAAGGUUCUCCAGGAAAAAACUCAACUGCUCUAAAUAUCAAUCCAGUGCUUCACAGUGCAGAUAUGACUGAUCCCUCGGGGCAGGAGGAAGGUACUACUGAUAUUGCUACACCUAGUACAGCUGAUAGUAGUGAUAAAACCUUCCCCUGUUCUGUCUGUGGCAAAUGCUUCACUAAGAAAUAUCUUGUUAGUCAUCAUAGAAUUCACUCAGGAGAGAAGCCAUUUUCAUGUGUUGAGUGUGGGAAAUCUUUUACACAAAAAUCAAAUCUUGUUACACAUCAGAGAUGUCACACAGGUGAGAAACCAUUUUCAUGUUCUGAGUGUGGGAUAUGUUUUACACAUAAGUCAGCUCUUGUUACACAUCAGCAGUUUCACAUAGGCGAGAAGCCAUUUCUGUGUGCCGAGUGUGGGAAAUGUUUUACGCUGAAAUCACAUCUUGUUACACAUCAGAGAAGUCACACAGGUGAGAAACCAUUUUCAUGUUCUAAAUGUGGGAAAUGUUUUACACAUAAAAAUGUUCUUAUGCAACAUGAGAAAAGUCACACAGGUGAGAAACCAUUUGCAUGUGCUGAGUGUGGGAAGUGUUUUACACGCAAAAAUAUUCUUAUACAACAUCAGAGAAGUCACACAGGUGAGAAACCAUUUGCAUGUGCUGAGUGUGGGAAAUGUUUUUCAUAUAAAAAUAUUCUUGUAGAACAUGAAAAAAGUCACACAGGGGAGAAACCAUUUCCAUGUUCUAAGUGUGGUAAAUGUUUUACACGUAAAACUAUACUUGUACAACAUCAGAGAAGUCACACAGGUGAAAAAAGAUUUUCAUGCUCUGAGUGUGGGAAUGGUUUUACAGAGAAAGCAGGUCUUAUUAAACAUUGGAGACUUCACACAGAUGAGAAACCAUUUAAAUGCUCUGAGUGUGGGAAACGGUUCAUACAGAAAUCAAAUCUUGUUCUACAUCAGAGAACUCACACAGGUGUGAAACCAUUUAAAUGUUCUGAGUGUGAGAAAUGGUUUACAAGGAGACAAGGUCUUAUUAACCAUCAGAGAAUUCACACAGGUGAGAGAAUAUUUAAAUGUUCUGAGUGUGGGAAAUGCUUCAUACUCAAAAAGUAUCUUAUUGAUCAUCAGAGAACUCACACAGGUGUGAAACCAUUUAAAUGUUCUGAGUGUGGGAAAUGUUUUCCACAUAAAUCAGGUCUUGUUAGCCAUCGGAAAACACACAGACUGAGGAUGGACAAGAACAGGAGUCACAUGACUGAAAAGCUACUAAAUCUUACCCUGGAGAUUAUCUACCUGCUGACUGGGGAGGGUUACACAGUAGUGAAGACAUCCUGUUUGUCAGGAAGACUGAGCAGGACCCAGAGCUCCAUCACAAUGCCUCCACCUCACUCACUGAUACAUGAGAGAGACAAUGACCAGAAGAUCCUGGAACUCACCAACAAGAUCAUUCAGCUGCUGACUGGAGAGGAGUGGGAGUAUAUAGAGGAACCCCACGGUCUAUGCAGGAAUAUUAUGAUGGAGAAUCACCAACCACUCAUAUCACUGGAUGGGUCCAUUAACAGAGAUACCCCAGAGAGAUGUCGCCAUCCUCAUUCCCAGAACUGUACAGAGGAGAAUUACAGGAUCCCACAGGAGGAUCGGGAUGCAGAGCUGACUGAUAACACCGCAGAAGAUAAAGAGGGAGAAGAAGAGACGUAUGUGACUGAUAUGAAGUUAGAAGAUAUAGAAGAAGACAAAGAGACAUAUGUGAUUUGUAUUAAGGUAGAAGAUAUAGAGGGAGAAGAAGAGGCAUAUGUGAGGGGUGAUCAGCAGUGUAAGGAGGAGGAAAUCCCUACAGAUAUCAGCACAGAUAAUACAAGGAACACCUUGGAGAGACAUCUUGGUUGGACUCCAGAAUUUAAAUUAGAAGAUAAGAACAUCACACAUGGGUCUCCAGAAGAAAACUGCAUUACCCUAAAUAUACAUCCAGCACUUCACAGUGCAGAUAUAUCAUCUGAUCCCUCUAUUUUUGGGGAACGUUCUCCUGGUAACUCACAUAUUGCUGCACAAAGUAUAGAUCAUAGUGGCGAUACAGUAAUUUCCUAUUCUGAAUGUGGGAAAUGUUUUACACAUAAACUAGCUCCUGUUAGACAUGAGAGAAGUCAUACAGGUGAGAAGCCAUUUAUAUGCUCUGAGUGUGGGAAAUGUUUUACACAGAAAUCAGAUCUUGUUAGACAUGAGAAACGUCAUGCAUGUGACAAACCAUUUCCAUGUUCCGAGUGUAAGAAAUGUUAUACACGUAAAUCAGAUCUUGUUAUACAUCAUAGACUUCACACAGGUGAGAAACCAUUUGCAUGCUCUGAGUGUGGGAAAUGUUUCACUCGUAAAUCAGAUCUUGUUUUACAUCAAAGACUUCACACAGGUGAGAAACCAUUUCGGUGCUCUGAAUGUGGAAAAUGUUUUACACACACAUCAGCUCUUGUUAGACAUGAGAGAAGUCAUACAGGAGAGAAACCAUUUACAUGCUCUGAGUGUGGGAAGUGUUUUACGCACAAAUCAGCCCUUGUUAUACAUAAAAGAAGUCACACAGGUGAGAAACCAUUUCCAUGCGCUGAGUGUGAGUUAUGUUUUAUCCGGAAAUCAGAUCUGGUUAUACAUCAUAGACUUCACACAGGUGAGAAACCAUUUGCAUGUUCUGAGUGUGGGAAAUGUUUUCCACGUAAAUCAGAUCUUGUUGUACAUGAGAGAAGUCACACAGGUGAGAAGCCAUUUACAUGCUCUGAGUGUAGGAAAUGUUUUACGCACAAAUCAGUUCUUGUUAGACAUCAUAGACUUCAUACAGGUGUGAAACCAUUUUCAUGCACUGAGUGUGGGAAAUGUUUUACACAGAAAUCACAUCUUGGUAGACAUCAAGAGAGAACACACAAGAGAUAGUCAUUUCCAUGGUUUGAGUGUAGGGAAUGUUUUAAACACAAACCAGUUCUUGUGACACAUGAGAGAAGUCACACAGUUGAGAAGCCAUUUCCAGGUUCUGAGUGGGGAUAGACAUUGAAUUCCCGGCUUCAAAAGAUUGCUGGGCUUCCAACGUUAAAUUCUGCGAUGUGAUGGCUACUAGCCAUUGCAUAAUAAACAUACAAUGGUAUAACCAUCAAAGGUUAAACUGUGCUCAGAGGCAGUUAGAGCUUAACACAUGCAUACAAAAGCUUCCUAGUGUCCUCAACUGAUUAUACACAGCCAUUGGAUAGGCUUUGGAAGCAGCAUCCGAUGGCUGACAACCCGCUAUUCGAUGAGAAGUACUUCCAUUGGAAUGGGAACAUUGAUGGUUGCUAACGAUCAGUUUCCAUUGUUCAUCCAUAUCUCUUGAGUGUGGCAAAUGCUUUGCAAGUGAAUCACAUCUAGAAAUCAUACAGGUGAGAACCAGCUAUUGUAAGACAUCAGAAAGUCCCCCACCUCAGGAAGGUCCAGGCUGGCCAUAAACAAUGACCUGCAAAUAUGUAUAGGUACCAGCAGAGCAGCCAUCCAGGACACACAUCAUCAGAUUAAAAAUCCACCCAAUCCCAUUUCAAGAUUGAGGGUUGAAAAGGAGCUGUACCAGAAACACUGUGUUAUUUGUCCUGGGUUACAGCGGCUGUGAGCUGGUUUAGGAGUCUACAGUUCCUGACAUGCUUUUAAAUGCCAAACUACCUAUAAGCCACCACCAUCGGACUUUUCUCCCAAAGAAAGGCCAGCAAAAUAUAUGCUGCCAAAGUGUACUCUGUAUCUGGAACCAUCCAUGGCAGCGCUGCUAAUGGGCUUGCUGGGGCAGGGUGACUUCCAGGUGCGCCCUGACAUGCUGGUAAAGGACACAUCAGGCCAUGUAACCGGGUUCACCAAGUUGCAGGUCCCAGUGUGCAUUAAUCGGAGAUGCCACUUAACAGCAGCUUGAAGUCAGAUCGCCCACCUGAGUCUCCUAGCCGUGCAGUGGUCUGUGCCCCUUUCUCAGUGAGGUGACUAGUGGGCGGAGGGACCUUUUAUGUGGUUUUUACAGUAGUCACAGCCUUAAGCAUUAUUGAUAUUCAAGCUACCUGUGUUUAUUGUACAUAGUGCCUAAUUCAGACCUGAUAGCUCGUCUGCGAAUUUGCAAUGGUCUGCGAUCAGAUAGUCGCCGUCCAGAGUGAAAAAACGCCCCGUGCAAGUCUGCAUACGCCGUGUGAAAAGCUUUGCAAACGCCGGUCAGCUGCAAGUCCGUUCGCACUCACCGUCGGAUGAUUUUUCCAGUCUGUGCGUAGCCCAGGACUUACUCCUACAGUGCGAAAGAAUCAGGCUGAUUGGGCUGGAGCUGAUGUCACACGCCAGCCCUGAAAAAGUUUGGGAACCCCUGCGUUUUUCCUGACACUCCCCAGAAAAUGGCCAGUUACCACCCCCAAACAUCCGCUUCUGUUAUGAACUGAGUGCUUGGAACUCAGGGGAGUAUGCGGCAACCCGGGAGUUCCAGUACUCACGGGUAUAGCUGCGGCUAGAAUGGAUGACAGCAGCAACUCGUGCUCUACCCCUGACUCCAUUACUCCUCCCAGUGGUCGGUUAGUGCCUGCAGAGCUAGUCUUCUCCUUUAGCAGCUGCGUUUGAAUGGGCGAAUUAGGUCCGCCCAGACUCCGAUGCCCCCAGGUCUUAUGAGGUAACAAGGCACCAACCGAGACUGCGAGUGAGUAAGGGGAAGGCUAACUAAAACCUGCAACACUAAAUGCAUGAGUGAUAAUGAAAGCAACAAUGCUCUAAGAUGUUAAAAUAGAAGAUUUUAUAAGCAAAUAAACAGUGAGAGCAGCAAUGCUCAGAGAUGUUAAAAUAGAAAUGCAAGCAAAGAAAUGUUUGUGUGGAUACCCCACCAAAACCUGAAAACAAGGCUGGCUGGAUCUGGUCAGGUAAUCAAUCAAGCAAGGUCUCUGGGUCACGGGCACAACACAGGCUGACAGGAUCUCCUACGAGCUGACAAGUUCACACAGAAGCAGGAACUAUCACCAGCGUUUUGGGAGUGACCAGGAAGGGAAUAUAAAUGGAGCUGCACCAAUCACAGCAGAAACCCCUAAUUACAAAAUACCAUGCAGCUGCCCUGCUGCACGUCCCUGUACAACAGCUGAGUACUUAGUUACCCAGCAACAGGGAACGAUGUCUGCUUCCGGCGUCCCCGUUGCCAGGGAUCCGAUGGCUGUCAGCACCCAGGGUCUGCCUGUUGCUAGGCACCGGACGGGGACCAGGAGACCUUGCACCCGGCAUCCGCCUCUUACUAGGCGCUGGACGUGGGUCAGCGGGAGGUGCGGUGUCCCGGCUCCUAAGCAUCAGUCGGGACGUGCGCCUCCCCGGCGCUAAAAGAUUCCUGUCAAUCAGCCUGCGUUCGCCUAGUGAUUAAAAAAAAAUAUGCAGGAUUGUUUUUGCAGUUUGGCCUCGCGCACGUGCAUUACGAUCAAUACGCAUGCGCAGUCAUUCGAUAAUCGCCUAUUUUGCGAUUUCACACAACAGCGAUCAGGUCUGAAUUGGGCCCUUAGUGUGGUUACCAUUUAUAUGUAGCAUAUUAUUGUGUGUGUAAUAAAGGUGCUUUUGUAUCCUU
Pseudophryne corroboree (corroboree frog) is the source of this 6696-nucleotide messenger RNA. Its product is annotated as oocyte zinc finger protein XlCOF7.1-like. The transcript has 15 exons. NCBI's taxonomy places the organism in Eukaryota, Metazoa, Chordata, Amphibia, Anura, Myobatrachidae. The record is from RefSeq and is a predicted model, not a curated record. The coding region runs from base 435 to 4049 and encodes 1204 amino acids.